AUGCCAUCUCUUAUUUCAUCGCUCACAAGCGUGGGCCUCUUGGGUGUCUGGCUUAGCGGUCUUGGCUCCGCUUCUCCAGCACUCGCAGCUGCGGCGGUCGGCCAUCGAUACCAACCAGCUAUUCGUGAUCGAAUCUCGUCAUACAACGUUUCUUUCGAUUCUGAAGAAUUCGACACGCUUGGCGAUCUUGAUUGGCGUCCUCUUGAUGAGCCCUAUGAAGGCCUCUUAUGGAAGAGCUUCCGCGUUGGGGCUAGCAGGCAUUUCUUCCAGUUUUACGCUGGGAAGAAUGCAUUCGCCUUGGUUCCCUUGGACAAGGCAAACAGAAUCCAGCACGAAAAUGAUCCUUCUCUUUCUUGCCUUUACAAGGACUCGGAUAUCUCUUCCUUCAGCAUUGAUUCUCUCAUGUUUGGUUGCGCUCUUCGCAGCGGUGUCCCGGUUCAGUGUAAUAUCGACUUUAAAGGCACCGAUCGCUCUGGAAAUCUAGUUGGAUUUCAAUCUGCUGAGUUUUCACCCCCUUACGCUCGCAUGAAUGAAGUCGGUCGCCUCGAAGCCGGCAAAGCUCGCCUUCAGCAAAUAAGAUUCAACCCUGGCUUUAGCAAACUCAAGGACCUACGCUUUAGCAUUUCGAAUUAUUCGGUGUUGUAUUCUACUGAUCCGCCUAUGCAAACUCAAGUGCCUCUUGAUGUUGCUUACGGCGGCUCUUUAAUGCUCAUUAUCAACAGAGUCGAGUAUAUUACUAAUUCUACGGCGGCUACCGAGAGUGUACUUCCAUCCCCGUCUACUAGUGCUCCUGUCCUUGAAAAGCGCGGAAAGCAUGUAACAGACUGCUUCGAUAUGAACGGAGACACCACCUACAACAGUAUUUCUGUUCCUUGGAAGGAUCUUCAGUACGACGGCUUUUAUAACGUUAAGCAUCUUCUUGGAAAUUUCGACGGGAGAUGUGACGCAAAAAGUUUAAACGCAUCGACUGGUCACUUAUUUGCCCCCGGUCUGGUCCCCUACACUGAUAAGUCGGCGUCAAUUUUUCCUUCUAUUGGUAUCGACUACUUUGGAUCCAAGAGAAAGGAUAUGUCAAUAAAGAGCUUCUACCUUGGGUGCGAACAAUUUUUGGAUCCGACUAGUGUUCUUGAUACCACGACUCCGUGUACGAUUGGUCUUGUCGGCCUUGUUCGACAAAAGAAGGGAAACAAACCCCAGGAUCUCAUAUUUCAACAAGUCAGCAUUGCCAAGCCCGCAGGCGCCGCCCCUGAGGAUGUCGGGUUCGCCUUUGUAGACCUUAUUGAUGGCGAUCACCUCACAAAGCUCUAUUUUGUUUUACUCUCAGCCGACCCACAAGCUACGAGCGUUGCCAUCAUUCUCGACAAUUUCACCUAUUUAACACGGAAGGGCAAGGGACCACAAACCGGAAACAAAGCUGUCGCAGCUUCUCCGGACUCAAGGAUCGACGAAAUUGUUCAGGCCAUUAGUGACGGGCAUGGUCGCGAGACUUUGGGCCUACCAGGAAAGAACUUACGAGAGAGACAAUCAGACAUCGAUUGGCUUCGGGGAUCACCGCAGCAAUAUGAAGGCUUAAAGCCUCGUAGCCCAUGGAUUAGUAAUCUCAAUUGGGCCAGAAGCCAGACACAGAGUUCUAUAUCCGCCUCUGCACUCCCUACUUCUAUUCUUGAGCCGCCUUAUCCUAGCCGAAGUGGUAAAGUUUGGCCAAGGGGCAACUCUACCUUCACCUUCGAAGACGUUACCAAUGUCGACCCUAAAACUGGAUUUUUCAAGAUUACCGAAGAGUCAACUGCCCCCUUUCAAUUCGGACCGGAGUGGAAAGGCCGCCAUCAAGAUGCUGAUGGCAACCCGAAAGAUAAUGUCAUAUUCAACAAUGCGACUUGGGCUUUUGGACCCGUCAACGCUACACGCCAAAACUUUGCGUUUACAGAAGUUGCUUGGGCAAAUCGUGGUACCCCAGAGUGGAAUAAUACAAAACCCCAAAUCAGAAUCCCAUCCGGUCCAGGACAUCCAGUCUAUCAGAUUCGAGAGUUCAUGACCGCUUGCUACCCUGCAAUCACGACAGACGAAGAUAAAGCAAGACUUAACAUGCUAGGGGGUGGAUUUGAGUGUCAUUUCACGGUCUUCGGGUAUAAGGAGGGCAGCAAAGAGGAUCCUGCGGAACAUGCAAUCGACUUCCCCAUUGGUUCAUGGGAGAAGUGGCGCUGGGAUACUUUCCCAAAGAACUUCAAGGGUGUUAAUGUUCUGGAGUUCCAUGCCACAUACGCUAGUACGAGGAAUGUCCGCAUCUUUGUUGAUGACAUCAAGUUUGAAUCGUUCUAG
Messenger RNA from Orbilia oligospora ATCC 24927, 2319 nucleotides. RefSeq lists its product as uncharacterized. The coding region runs from base 1 to 2319 and encodes 772 amino acids. The record is from RefSeq and is a predicted model, not a curated record. The transcript has a single exon. NCBI's taxonomy places the organism in Eukaryota, Fungi, Ascomycota, Orbiliomycetes, Orbiliales, Orbiliaceae.